Messenger RNA from Carlito syrichta (Philippine tarsier), 2578 nucleotides. RefSeq names its product prion protein (gene PRNP). The transcript has 2 exons. NCBI's taxonomy places the organism in Eukaryota, Metazoa, Chordata, Mammalia, Primates, Tarsiidae. The coding region runs from base 177 to 938 and encodes 253 amino acids. Gene Ontology annotation, cellular component: membrane. The record is from RefSeq and is a predicted model, not a curated record. Gene Ontology annotation, biological process: protein homooligomerization.
CUGACGCCGCGCGCUAAUUGGCCCGCACAGGCCCCGCCCGCGAGCGCGGCCGCCUCCUUUCCCCGCCCCGCGUCCCUCCCCCUCAGUCCGGAGCGUCGCCAGCUCUCCGCGCCAGUCGCUGACAGCCGCGGCGCUGCGAGCUUCUCCUCCCCUGCUCCGAGGGGCAGAUCAGCAUCAUGGCAAAACUUGGCUACUGGCUGCUGGUUCUCUUUGUGGCCACGUGGAGUGACGUGGGACUCUGCAAGAAGCGACCGAAGCCUGGAGGCGGAGGAGGAUGGAACAGUGGGGGUAGCCGAUACCCGGGGCAGGGCAGCCCUGGAGGCAACCGCUAUCCACCCCAGGGCGGUGGCGGAUGGGGGCAGCCCCAUGGUGGCGGCUGGGGACAGCCUCAUGGUGGCGGCUGGGGACAGCCCCAUGGUGGUGGCUGGGGACAGCCUCAUGGUGGUGGCGGCUGGGGUCAAGGAGGCCAGUGGAGCAAGCCCAGUAAGCCGAAAACCAACAUGAAGCACGUGGCAGGUGCUGCCGCUGCCGGGGCAGUGGUGGGGGGCCUUGGCGGCUACAUGCUGGGGAGUGCCAUGAGCAGGCCCCUCAUACAUUUUGGCAAUGACUAUGAGGACCGUUACUAUCGUGAAAACAUGUACCGUUACCCCAACCAAGUGUACUACAGGCCCAUGGAUCAGUACAACAACCAGAACAACUUUGUGCACGACUGCGUCAAUAUCACCAUCAAGCAGCACACGGUUACUACCACCACCAAAGGGGAAAACUUCACCGAGACCGACAUUAAGAUGAUGGAGCGUGUGGUCGAGCAGAUGUGUAUCACCCAGUACCAGAAGGAAUACCAGGCUUCCUACCACAGUGGAUCGAAUGUGGUCCUCUUCUCCUCCCCGCCCGUGAUCCUCCUCAUCUCCUUCCUCAUCUUCCUGAUAGUGGGAUGAGGAAGGUCUUCCUGUUUUCACCAUCUUCUUUAUCUUUUUCCAGGUUGGGGAAGGGGUAUAUCCACCUGCAGCCUUUUUAGUGGCGGUGUCUCAUUCUUGCUUCUCUUUGUUCUUCUUAGGCUAAUCAAUACCCUUAGCACUGAUGGGCAGUGGAAAAGAUAGGGUAGACCCCAGGAUGCUAUCUACUCAAGCCCCCUUUGACUGAACCCUUCAUAAGCCAGUGCCAAUGCUGGACUGGUAAAAGUAUAACAGCAAAUAAUCAUUGAUUAAUCUAGACUUACUUUUGGUCUAGCGCAGCAGGUUGAGGCUAAAACAAAUCUCAAAACAGUCCUCAAAUACCUUUGCCUGAAUACCUCUGGCUCCUUGAGCAGCUAGAGCUCAGUACACUGAUAUCCCUCUUACCAGGGAUUUCACAGCUAUUUGGAGAAAUUUUCUCGCUUGUUUUAAGAAGUCCUGACAGCAUUUCUGCCAAAUGUAAAAGGAGGCCGCAUGAUACUCACUCAAAAAAUAUAUAUACACAAAAAAAACUAGAAAUCCUUAGCUCUCGGGCCGCAGGCUCAGCCCGCUGGAGCAUUUGCUGUGUCUGCAGGGAACUGGGGCGAUGUUUUGCCUUUCACAGUAUGGGCUACACAGCAGCUGUUGCAUCAGGAAUAAAUAUUGAUACACACGAGACCUCUGACCAAGGGUCCCAGGGAAUGACCAUAACCAUAACAUAUAUGAAAGGCUUCUGGGACUGAAAUGUCCACUUGGGAAUGGUCCUCUUGGAGGCAGCUUCCCAAUCGGGAUGUUUAAAACAUCUACACCUGGCAUUCCUACACUACAGAUAAUGAAAGCAGCAGAAAAUGAAAUGACCUUCUAGAAGGCAAAUCUCCUAUGUUCGUUUACCUAGAAACCAGAAUGAUUUUUCCAUUGUUUGGGUGAAACCAAGAGAUUUUAGGCUAGAGGAAAGCUGAAGAUGUGAAAUACACAUAGUAGAUUGUGUAGUGAGGAAAAUGGUUAGUGCACAAAGCGGCGUGCUUGCAUUUCUUUAUUUCUGUCUCAUGAUUAUCAAAUGCCAGAAUUAGGUCGAGUCCGUAGUUUGUGUAAUUGGCUUUUGAAUCAAAGAAUAGGGAGACAAUCUUUAAAAAAAAAAUAGCUUAGGUUGGAGAAGACAGAAAUAUAAUCCAUUCAAAGUGGGAAAAAAUUCUGUUAAUGCUAUUUAAGUAAGGUAAACUUAUUCCCUGAAUUGUUCGAUAUUGUCACCUAGCAGAUACAUAUUACUAUUCUGCAAUGUUAUUGGCUUGCACUGUGCAGGUAUUCUAUGUAAAAUAUAAAAAUAUUGAUAUAUAUUGCAUAUGACAAAGUUAGGAGUUUUGUUUAGAACAGUCAACAUCUGAAGUAUCUAAUGCAUUAACUAUUUUUUAAGGUACUAAAUACUUAAUAUGUGAGAAACCCUUUUGCGUGGUCUUUAGGUUUAAAAUGUGCACUGAAUAGUUUUGUAUAAGAAUCCAAAGUGAUCACCAUUAACUGGUCUUUGAAAUAUGCAUGUACUAUAUAUUUUCUAUAUUUGUAACUUUGCAUGUUCUUGUUUUAUUGUAUAAAAAAAUUUAUAAAUGUUUAAUAUUGACUGAAAUUAAACAGAAGCUAAGAUGAGCACCAUC